Molecule: messenger RNA, 973 nt
Organism: Doryrhamphus excisus (bluestripe pipefish)
Lineage: Eukaryota; Metazoa; Chordata; Actinopteri; Syngnathiformes; Syngnathidae
Gene: rwdd1
Product: RWD domain containing 1
Molecular function (GO): protein binding
Source: RefSeq, a predicted model, not a curated record
ACAAAAAGGCAAGAUUACAGAGAUCAUCGAUCGAGACACGCACGCUUGCUAGCUGGAAGUCCGUGAUGCCUUUUCCGGAUCCCAAAUAAUUCCCAACUACACAAACAUGACAGACUACGCCGAAGAGCAAAGAAAUGAAUUAGAAGCCAUCGAGUCAAUUUACCCGGACUCUUUUACAGUGUUUUCAGAGGAUCCCAUCAGCUUCACGAUCACUGUCACGUCUGAUGCUGGGGAAAACGGGGAAACCGUGGAAGCCACUUUGAAGUUCACCUACGUGGAGAAAUACCCCGAUGAGCCCCCGCUGUGGGAGGUCCACUCCCAAGAGAACCUGGAGAACAGUGAUGUGGAGGGUAUCCUCACGUUGCUACAGCAACAGGCGGAAGAAAAUCUGGGAAUGGUGAUGAUUUUCACCCUGGUGACGGCUGUGCAGGAGAAACUCAAUGAAAUUGUGGACCUGAUAAAGAACAGAAGAGAAGAGGAGAAAAUGCGUAAAGAGCGAGAGGCAGAGGAAGCAGAGAAGGUGGCGUUCCAGGGCACGGUGGUAACCAUCGAGAACUUCCUGGCAUGGAAAGCCGCCUUCGACUUGGACAUGGCCGAGUUACAGAGGAAAAAGCAGAAAGAAGAGGAGCAAUCGGGGAAAGCAAAACUCACCGGUAAACAGCUGUUUGAGAGAGACCACAACCUGGACACGUCAGACAUCCAAUUCCUGGAAGACGCUGGAAACAACGUGGAGGUGGAUGAAUCCUUGUUCCAGGACAUCGACGACUUGGAUUUGGAGGAUGAUGACCCUGACUUUGACCCUUUAGAGAUGGGCAGUGAUGAGGACUAAAGCUGAGAGGAAAGACUGAAUGUGUAGAAUAUGAUGAGAAGAUCCGACAAGGCUUCGUUUUUUUUUUUUAAAGAUGCUAGCAGCUGUUGGAAUAUAAAGACGUGUUUUUCAUGAAUGCUACAUAUUAAAUUAGCUUCAAAUGCU